Aethina tumida (small hive beetle) is the source of this 2491-nucleotide messenger RNA. Its product is annotated as peroxisomal multifunctional enzyme type 2. Gene Ontology annotation, cellular component: cytosol. The record is from RefSeq and is a predicted model, not a curated record. Gene Ontology annotation, molecular function: oxidoreductase activity. The transcript has 11 exons. NCBI's taxonomy places the organism in Eukaryota, Metazoa, Arthropoda, Insecta, Coleoptera, Nitidulidae. The coding region runs from base 131 to 2272 and encodes 713 amino acids.
AUUUUAUGGUUUGUUGGUUGUCUAUGGACAACUUUCACAAUCAGCUGUUGUUGAUAUAGUGUAUGUUUCCUUAACCUUUGUUAAUGACGGUACACUUUCUCGGGUCAACGUUCAAUUGUCGGGUGCAGAAAUGGGUGAUUUAAGAUUCGACGGAAGAGUUGUUGUGGUAACUGGAGCUGGGGCAGGUCUAGGUAGAGCCUAUGCCCUGCUAUUUGCUUCCAGAGGGGCCAAAGUUGUUGUAAAUGAUUUGGGGGGUGGAAGACAUGGAGAUGGAAGUUCAUCGAAAGCAGCUGAUACAGUUGUUGAGGAAAUCAGGAAGAAUGGAGGAACUGCUGUGGCUGAUUACAACUCAGUUGUGGAUGGUGAUAAAGUUAUAAAAACUGCCUUAGAUAAUUUUGGUAGAAUAGAUGUUUUGGUAAACAAUGCUGGAAUUCUUCGUGAUAAAAGUUUUGCAAGGAUUUCUGACCAAGAUUGGGAUUUGGUACAUAAUGUCCAUCUAAAAGGCAGUUUCAAAACAACCCAAGCAGCUUUUCCUAUAUUCAAAAAGCAAGGCUAUGGAAGAGUGGUUAUGACUUCUUCAAACUCUGGGCUGUAUGGAAAUUUCGGACAGGCCAAUUACUCUGCCGCAAAAAUGGGUUUGGUGGGUUUAGCAAGCACAAUUGCAAUUGAAGGUGGUCGUAAUAAUAUUCAUUGCAAUGUGAUUGUUCCAACUGCUGCAAGUAGAUUGACUGAAGACAUUCUACCACCUGAUUUGUAUGCUGAAUUGAAGCCUGAAUUAAUUGCUCCUGUUGUAGCAUAUUUGUGUCAUGAAAGCUGCGAGGAAAACGGUGCAAUAAUAGAGUCAGCCGCCGGAUGGGCCGGAAAAUGCACCAUUGUAAGGGCACCAGGAAACCUUCUAAGAACCAAAAUUACCGACAAUGUAACAAUUGAGAAUGUCCGCGAUUGUUGGGAUAAAAUCACCGACAUUUCUCAAGCAGAGCGUUUGAAUUCCAUUCAGGAAGCCACCGCCGCUCUCGUUUCCAGCUUGGAACGUUUGGGUAAUCCAGAAGAAGCUGCAUCAAAUCAAUUCUCGUACAACAGCAAGGAUGCCAUCAUUUAUGCUCUUGGAGUUGGCGCUUCCACGGCAGUUGCUGAUGAAUUGAAAUACUUGUACGAAAAUCACGAGGAUUUUUCAACUUUGCCAUCAUUCUUUGUACAACCUGCACUUAUGGCAGUUAUGAUGUCACCUACCAGUACUCAGGCAGUGCCCGGCAAGGAAAUCGGCCUUCAAAAUAUUUUACAUGGGGAACAAUACAUUGAAGUUGUAGGUCAGCUGCCUUCUGAAGGAGUCCUCCACUCCAAGGUUUCGCUAGAAGAAGUUUUGGAUAAAGGAUCCGGUGCCGUGAUUGUUAGCAGAAUUGAAACGUUUACGGAAUCCGGUGAGUUGGUUCUGGUGAAUCAAACGGUCACAUUUGCCGUAAGAGCUGGCAACUUUGGCGGUCCAAGAAAUGGCACCAAAAUUAUUCCGUGCCAAACUAAACCCAACAGGAACCCUGACGUGUCCGUAUCGCAGAAAACAUCCGUUGAUCAGGCUGCGAUGUUUAGAUUGUCUGGAGAUACAAAUCCUUUGCAUAUUGAUCCUAAUAUGGCUGCAGUCAGUGGAUAUGACAAACCAAUUCUGCAUGGUUUGUGCACCUUGGGCUUCUCUGUGAGAUUGGUGCUAAGAGCUUUUGCUAAUAAUGAUACAAGUCUAUUCAAAGCUUGUAAAGUCAGGUUUGUUAAGCCUGUUGUGCCUGGACAAACUCUAAGGGUUGAUAUGUGGAGAGAAAACAACAGAAUACACUUUGAAACGGUUGUUGUUGAGACAAACACUCCAGUUAUUACAGGAGCUUACAUAGACCUAAAAGCAGUAAACAUGCAACCCCUUGCUAACAAAUUGUCGGCCUCCAACCUAAAAAGUGAUGCAGUUUUCGAAUUCAUCAUUGACCAAGUGAAACAGGAUCCCAACAAGGCUAAGUCUGUUGGGGGUGUGUUCCUUUACAACAUCACGAAGGAUGGCAAACAAGUCAAGCAAUGGACCAUGGACUUGAAAAAUGCUAAAGUGUAUGGUGGCGCCCCAGAAGGAAAACCGAACACCACUUUGACCAUUUCAGAUGAAGACUUCAUGUUAUUGGCAGAAGGCAAACUAAAUCCCCAAACUGCUUUUAUGAAGGGAAAACUUAAGGUCACUGGCAACAUCAUGUUGGCCCAAAAAUUGGCACCAUUGCUCAAAACUAACGCUCCUAAACUGUAAAUAUUUUAGUAUUUCCUUAAACCUCUAUGGUAUUUUUGUGUUUAUCACUUUUAUUCACAAAUUAUGUUUUCUACGGCAUUUAUAUUUUUAUAUGUUUAAAUAUAGAUGGUGACUUGUUAUUUUUAUACACGGAAAAGGAGUGAUUGUUAGAUGUUUACACAUUUUAUUUCAUGUCUUUGUAAAGCUAUUGAACUGUUUUUAAAUAAAAUUAUAAUUUUA